AAAGAAUGUGGCCAAUGGGGUUAAGCAGCACAUGUGUGAGAGGGGAAGACGCCAUUAAUUCUGGAGAGCGAGGCGUGCGAGUCUUCUGUACUGUGUUUACUUGUCUGCAGCUCUAACCUCAGAGCUCCUUUGAAGCGUUUGGAUGGAUUCACACUGAGGAUUUAUCCUUGUUCAGGAGACAGAGAUAUAUCUGGUGCGAGUUGUAUUUGGGAAUGAAUAGCACAGACUCUUUGUGGGAAAUUAUCACGCCCGGCGCUCCAGAAUUCUGGCUUCAAAAAGUCGCAGAAUAGAGCUUUGGUUUCCUGUCUGUGGGGUGGAUCCUCUCUCUCGUGGUGCUGUCAUGGGCUCUAGAAAAUCAAGUUACCGGUAAGUAAUCAUCAUUUUUAAUGUCAGUGACCAGAAGCUUACAUAAGACGUUUUCUUCUUAUUUUCCAUUGCUAGCCUGGAGCAGAAUAAUGGCUACAAAGUGGGACUCUGGCCAUUCCAAUCCUGUGUUGAGCCUGGCAAUCAGCAAGGAGAGGGUGAUCGCUUCUGGUGCUGAAAGCGGGGAACUUACCUUCUGGAGUGAGCAAGGAACUCCACUUGGCAAAUUGCAUCUGAAGGGCGAUGAAGAUGUAACUGGGGUUACAUUCUCCCCAGUUUCCUUUUCCAGGCUUUAUGCUGCUCACGGGGAGACAGUCAGUGUGCUGGACAUCAGAGCGUUGGGGGAUCCUGUGGAGACCUUCAGCAUCAACAAAGAAGAGAUCAACUGCAUUUCUGUCAAUGAGACAGACAGUCUACUAGCGGCUGCUGAUGACUCUGGCACUGUGAAAGUCUUAGACCUACAGAGUAAGAAAGUCUGCAGGACCCUGCAGAGACAUACCAAUAUAUGCUCAGCCGUUGUUUUUAGACCUCACCGGCCACAAAGCCUUGUUUCUUGUGGGCUUGACAUGCAGGUGUUGCUUUGGAAUGUGCAGAAAGCAAGACCACUAUGGCUUACAAAUCUGCAACACUUGGCUCAAGAUGAAGAAGAUCUGGAUCUCCAUCAGUCCCCAGGUCAGCUCUUUAAUCCACCACUGGCUCAUUCACUUUCUGUGUCCAGCUGUGGAAAUGUGUUUUGCUGUGGUGCUGAGGAUGGGAAAAUUCGCUCAUUUCGGAUAACAGGAACUCGUUUUGAGGAGGAUCUCUGUUUUAAGGCUCACACUCAAGGCGUCUCUCAAGUCAGUUUUAUAGGACAAGAUUCUGGACAGACUUUGCUACUCUCUGGAGGCAAUGACGGAAGAGUGUGCCUUUGGAAUCUCCGAAAAGACGCUGUACAAGCUCAGAAACCGCAAAAACACCACCCCAAGAAGUCCUCAUCGAAACUUAAAGUGAAACAAAUGGCAGAGGCUUCUCCAAGAGUCAGUUCAAGUCUCUGCAUUGAACAUGGAGAAAAAGUGAACUGGAUUCUAGGAGCUGAACUUCAGGGGUCGAAAGUGGUUCUAGUUGCAGAUCCUAGCAAUGCCAUAUCUGUCUAUCAGCUGGGUGAGCUAUAGAUUGCUGAGGAACGCACAAAUUAAAGUGCCAGCAUUAAAUGGGUAUUCCGUUUAUGAGAAGUUCUCCUCUAUCCCCAGGAUAGUGGAUAACUAUUAGAUAGGUGGGGAUACUACCCAUCACGAGGACCCCCAUACUCCGUCAAUUCCUCUGAGUAUAGUGCUGUACUAUCUCCAGGACUCCCCUAGAAAUGAAUGGAGUUACUGCGCACAUUCCAGCUGCGCUGUUCAUUUUGGGGGGUACAGGGUCGUCAUUCUGUCCCAGCAGUAGGACUCCCACUGAUCUAAUAGAUUCACAUAACGGAAUACCCCUAUACCCCUUUGAGGUUUCAGAACAAUGGACAUACAGGUAAUCUUGAUGGACAGAUGUGUUGGUGACAAGGAUCCACACUAUAUGCAGUGCCUUAGGCCUCUUUCACACAAGCAAGUUUUCUGUCGCGAUGCGUGAAGCGAACGCAUAGCAUCCGGACUGAAUCCUGAACCAUUCAUUUCAGUGAGUCUGUACACAUGAGUGCAUCAUCUUUGCGUUCAGGAAAAAUAGCAGCAUGUUUUAUUUUCAGGUUUUUUUUCCACUUAGCCCUGGCUCUAUAGAAGUGAAUGGGGCUUGCGUGAAAAACUGAUUACACCAGCAUGCAAUGUGUUUUUCACUGAUGGUUACUAGGAGAUGUAGUUUGUUAUUCUUCAGUUUUAGUUUUUUUCACGCACGGAAAUAACUGAAACACUUAACGCAAUCGCAGACAAGUCUGACUUAACUUGCGUGCGACGCCAUCAGUUUUUUUCCUGAACAGAUCCUGACGCAGUCUGUAUCGUUUGUGUGAAAGAGGCCUCACUGAACAAAUGCUAUAUAGAAGCUGACGCUUAACAUUUUUAUGGGGUGGAGCUUCAAGCAUAUAUAAAUUCUUCCUCAAAUGUUAGUAAAGCAAGUUAAAGGCUACACACCCCUUUGGGGACAUGUUUACGUAAAAAAAAAAUUGUAAUAAGGUGUAAGGUUUGAUUAAAGAUGUUGCCUCACGUGGCUUCUGUAACUUGUGUGUUACAAAUCUCUGCGGGCUCAUCUGAAGGCUUCUUCUCCAGCUGAGCUCUCUGCCCAAUUUGACUGUGAACAGCAUUUUGCAGCUCGCUAUAUAAUAUGAUAUAUAGAAGCUGCAGAAGGCCCCAAAAAAUGACAUUUUUGUUAAAACCCUGUUACAAAAAUUAUUUUUAGGUAAAAAUACAGGUGGCGAUGGCCUUUAAGUUGUUAUUUUGUAAUGUUUUAUUCUGGCAGUGCUUUAAAGGGGUAUUCCCAUCUCAGACAAUUGGGGCAUAUCGUUAGGAUAUGCCUCCCAUUGUAUGAUAGGUGCGGAUGUCACCUCUUGGAAACGGAGCCUCGAAAGUCAUGGAGGGCGCACCAUGCUUGCGCAGCCACUGCUCCCAUUCAUUUCCAUGGGGCCGACAGAAAUGGCCGAGCCAGCGCUCAGCUAUUUUCAGAGGCUCCAGCAGGCACCCUCCGCGACUUUCACGGCCCUGUUUACGAGAGAGGUGCAGGUUCCACCUCUCUAUCAGACAACGGGGGCAUAUCCUAGCGAUAUGCCCCCAUUGUCUCAGAUGGGAAUAUCCCUUUAAUGAAUGUAUAUGUUAAAGACAGCUGUGCACUAUGUUCUUUAAGUAAAGAAAAUGCAUACAGCGAUUAUAAAUUUUAGAUAUAUAAUUAUGCAGCAUAUUUAUACUGGAAAGUUUACUUACUGGUACUGAAAUAUAUUUAAAUCAAUUAAAUCUUCAUUUUCAGGUGGAAGAUCA
This is a messenger RNA of Bufo bufo (common toad), 3287 nucleotides long. RefSeq names its product WD repeat domain 53 (gene WDR53). Gene Ontology annotation, molecular function: protein binding. The record is from RefSeq and is a predicted model, not a curated record. The transcript is spliced from 4 exons. Bases 387 to 1514 code for a protein of 375 amino acids. Lineage: Eukaryota; Metazoa; Chordata; Amphibia; Anura; Bufonidae.